Dracunculus medinensis (Guinea worm) is the source of this 1416-nucleotide messenger RNA. Lineage: Eukaryota; Metazoa; Nematoda; Chromadorea; Rhabditida; Dracunculidae. The record is from the annotation of a GenBank genome assembly.
AUGAAUGGUUGCAUAAGAGAGCGAAAGCUAAUUGUCAUUGGUAGCGGACCAACAGCAAUCGGUGCUUUAUAUCAAAUUUUUUCGUUAAUCGACGAAGGAGUCUUGGAUAAAACGACUCUCAAGGCAUGUGUGAUUGUUAUUGAAAAGGAAGGUGAAGUGGGUGGUUUAGCGAGAUCAGUUACCGAUUCCAAUGGAUUUACGUGGGAUUUUGGAAUACACGUUACGGGUGUUUCACGAUACAAGGAAUUUACGCGAGUUGUUGAUAAUGCAGUCGAUCUUUCUGAAAUUUGUUGUGCUAAAGAGGCACAUUUGAAUUACGUUCCAUAUCCUGUUCAACAUUCAAUUCCUUAUUUCCCUCGAGAAAUUAGGAAAAAAUGCAUUGAAGAAUUGAGAUAUUUAAAUGAAACUCCAGAUGCUAAAAAAUGUAUGAAUUUCGCAGAAUAUUCUUUGCAAAUUUUUGGAAAAUCUUUGCAAGAUAUUUUUAUAAGACCUUAUAACAAAAAGGUGUGGAUUGUAGAUCUAGAAGAAAUGAAUUGCUGUUGGGCAUCUGGUCGAGUUCCAAAUAUCGAUUUGGGAAAAAUUGAGUCUCAUUGUGGUAAAACUCGAGACGAAUUAGAAGAUGAAGCUGAUCGAGCACCUUUUAUUUGUUUCAGAUAUCCUAAAGAACUAAAAGGAUGUGGAAAAGUGUGGAAGAUCAUCGCCCAAUCCUUUCCAUCUGAAAUUUUUCACUUAAAUGAACGAGUUGUUCGAAUCGACUGCGAUGAAAAAAUUGUACAUACCAUUGAAUUAAAUGGAACAACUCAUGUAUAUGAAUAUGAUUUUGUGUUAUCGACAUUACCUAUAACGGAACUAGGACGAAUCGCUUCACUUUGUGGCAAAAUAAAUCUUAAAUAUACUAAGGUAGUUCUGGUUGGCAUUGGUGUCAGUUGUCCACAACCUGAGUGGACUCAGACUUCUAGCUGGGCAUAUUAUCCUUAUUCUGAUACAGUUUUCUACAGGUGUACUUUUCUUUCCAAUUUCAAUGAUUAUUUGACUCCUGAUCCAGAUCGCUUUUGGUCAGUUUUGUGUGAAAUAAGUCUCGAUGCAGAAGAAAUCUUCAGUGAACCGCAUUUAAUAGCCAAAACUGUUGAAGGGUUGAAGAUGAAGGGAGUCAUAAAUGAAGAAAAUAAAAUCGUGGAUAAAUGGAUAUGCGUAUUGCCGUUUGGGUAUCCUAUACCGACUGUUGAACGAAACGAAGAAUUAAGGCGUUGUCAUAAAAUAUUUCAAGUUUGUUUUUUUGAGAAAGCGUUAUAUUCUCGUGGUCGAUUUGGAGGGUGGAAAUAUGAAAUUUCCAAUCAAGAUCACAGUUUUACAAUCGGAAUGCAAUUUAUCAAUUAUCUAAUAUUAGGAUAUAGUGAAACACUUUAUACCUUUUAA